Molecule: messenger RNA, 2575 nt
Organism: Amblyraja radiata (thorny skate)
Lineage: Eukaryota; Metazoa; Chordata; Chondrichthyes; Rajiformes; Rajidae
Product: interleukin-18 receptor 1-like
Exons: 11
Coding region: 459-2132 (557 amino acids)
Biological process (GO): signal transduction
Molecular function (GO): interleukin-1 receptor activity
Source: RefSeq, a predicted model, not a curated record
GAUACAUGUGACAAUCAAAUACUCUCGACUCUUGAGAAGUGGAGAGUUUACACGCCCACACUCCUGGCGUAUGGGAGUCAUUUUGAAAACUGAAACUUGGUUUUUUCCCCAUAAAGGACGGGGGAAAUCCGGAAUGUGCGCUUCCAUGCUUCUAAAGUAGCCAAAUUGCGACGAAUGGUCCAGAGAUUCGUUGAAAACAAACCUGGGCCGAAACUGACGGGACUCGGUGUCCCAUCUGAUACUGUCUCAAACUUCACGGAUCGCCUGUCUUCCUGGAGCAAAGAAAACAGCAAAGGACGAGUGGAGGAAGGAACUGCAGAUGUUGGUUUAAACCGAAAAUAGACACAAAAAGCUGGAGUAAUUCAGCGGGUCAGGCAGCAUCUCAGGAGAAAAGGAAUAGAUGAUCUUUCGGGUCGAGACCCUUCUUCAGACCCUUUCUUCAAAGAACGAGUAACAGGAUGCUUGCACUGCCCUGGAUGUUUUUUCUAAUAUUCACCAUAUCUGAAAUGAGAAAUGGAGACAUUACUGAAGGAUACGAGAUUGACAGAUGUCUGCAGUUUGAAUCGACGAUGAUCUUUGUCCUUGAAGGGGAACAUGCCCGCUUGAGAUGCCGGUUGUGCAAUGGAUCCAGUCCAAUUGAAACAAGUGACCUUCAAACACAUGGAUUUACUGUCUCUUGGUUUAAAUACAAUGCUAAACGUGACCAUUCGGAACUCUUAAACAAAGGGUCCAGAAUUUCUAUUCAAGGACCCUUGUUAGGAUUUUGGCCUGCAACUUUCAAUGACACUGGAAGAUAUUUUUGUUCUCUUUUCAAUGGAACUCACAAUGUUACAGGUCCAAACGAAAUUUUGGAUGUUACCCCGGUAAGUGAUGGAUGUUACAGUGAAGAAAUAGAAUAUAGUCGGAGUGGAGUAAUUGGAGCAUCAAUUGAAUUGCCUUGUCCACACAUGGAAGAGUACAAGAAUAAUAUAGAAGAUUUGAAAUGGUAUAAGGAUUGUCAGAAGAAUGUUCACACAGGAUCAUCACUGUUCUUUGGAAGUCUAGAAAAGGAAAAUGCUGGACAUUACACUUGUAUACUCACCAUUCGCCAUCGUGGAAUACAGUACAAUGUUACAAGGACAUUGAAAUUGAAAUUGGAAGAACCUUCUGUUGCACCGAAAUUGGUUUACCCACAUCAAGAACACAUUGAAGUCACACUAGGAGAAAGAAGAAUAAUUAAUUGCACAGUUUAUGCUGGCCCCAAAAGUAAACGGGACGUGAUGCUAACUUGGCUCUUCAGAAAAACCUAUGUGACCACCUGUAAGGGAAUGGAGCCAGUCUGUAAAGAUUCCCGGAGAGAGACAACUACAGAAAACGGAAUAUAUAUUGUAAGACCAUUGGUAUUUACCCAAGUUACCAAAGAGCAUCUGAAUCAAUAUUUCAACUGUGUUUUGCGUGUAACAUCAGAGCAGGAGACAAUGGGAUACAUCUUUCUCCAGGAGAAAGGCAAAAGCAGUGUGCAGCGAACUGUUAAAUAUUUAAUUUCCAUUAUUGUUGUGCUAAUCGCUCUGGCAAUGGUUUGUGUGCAUUUCAAUGUACAAAUUGCCCUUUGCUUCAGGGACCUGACUGGUAGAGAUGAAACUCUUGGAGAUAGUAAAGAAUAUGAUGCAUAUAUAUUACUCCUUAAGAGUGAUGAGAUCCUCCUUAAUGCUAAUGAAGAACAACAAUUUGCUUUUGAGCUGUUACCUGCAAUUCUAGAAGAAAAAUGUGGUUAUCGCUUAUGCAUAUUUGAACGUGAUAUUCUCCCCGGAGAAGCAUCUGCAGAAAGUAUACUUUUUUAUAUUAACAAAUGCCGAAGAUUAAUUAUAAUUCUCAGUAAAGACUAUGUGGAUGAUGAUUUCAAAUCCACAUACGAAUUGGUGACUGGGCUGCAUCAGGUAUUGGUUGAAAGACAAAUAAAACCAAUACUAAUUGAAUUCAAGCCUAUAAACAACACAAAGUCAUUCCCAGAGUCACUUCAGCUUCUUCUAAAAUCAAAAAGAACAGUGAAGUGGAGAGGAAAUAAAUCUGAAUACAAACAUUCUUAUUUCUGGAAGAAGCUACGAUACUUGAUGCCAGCAAAAGGUCGCCGGGUUCAAGCUGGGAAUCAAUAAUUUAUGGUUUCGGAAAUCAAAGUUUUAUUUUUGCAUGUCCAUUCAGGCAUGCUGUUAUUACAUCUUUUCCAGGCUUAAAUCAAUCUGCAAUUGUACCGUGUGGCAAAAUACGUGCUGCAGUGGUACGAGAAGAUUCUACCAGCAGUGCCAAAGAGGCGUUUAACAAAAUGGCAAUAAAAAAUUGGUGCAUUUAUUUGUGUUAAUUAAAAUCUACUUUUUGUUUAUCUAAUUAAGAAUGUUAUCAGGCAACUGAACAAUUCUUUCAUCAGCUAGUGUGCAGUCCUGACUUUUCAUCACCUCAUUGAAGACCUUUGAACUUUCUUUAAUCGGACUUCAAUGUUAUAUCUUUGCACUAAAUUUGUAUCCCUUUAUCCAAGAUGGCGGCGCCUCACGGCAGCGGCCACUGCAAUCCAACUCUUUUUUUUUGUCCUGUUAGGUGUAUG